GUGUGUGUGACGGACAUCAUCAUGCUCAAAGGCUCUCGGUGAUCCGCUCCUUCCCAUGAUUCCUCACCAGGCCGCCCCAUGCCAACCCGUAACCAUGACGACCACUCGCCCCCGUGAGCCCCUCCGUCGCCCGGCGGCCGUUUGACUGGAUGAGGAACCCGGCCUCCAGUGAUGUGAUGCACAGGUUUGAGGUUCUUGGGAUUGUGGGGGAAGGAGCGUACGGGGUCGUCCUGAAGUGCAGACACAAGGAGACUAAUGAGAUCGUGGCCAUUAAGAAGUUUAAGGACAGUGAAGAAAAUGAGGAGGUGAAGGAGACGACCAUGCGUGAGCUGAAGAUGCUCCGCACGCUGAAGCAGGAGAACAUCGUGGAGCUGAAGGAGGCGUUUCGGCAGCGAGGGAAGCUGUACCUGGUGUUUGAGUACGUGGAGAAGAACAUGCUGGAGCUGCUGGAGGACAUGCCUAACGGAGCUCCGCCGGAGAAGGUCCGGAUCUACAUCUACCAGCUGAUCAAAGCCAUCCACUGGUGCCAUAAGAACAACAUCGUCCACAGAGAUAUCAAGCCGGAGAAUCUGCUCAUCAGCUCCGACGAUAUGCUCAAACUGUGCGACUUCGGGUUUGCGCGGGAUCUCUCUGAAAGCACCGAUGCGAACUACACUGAGUAUGUGGCUACUAGAUGGUACCGAUCCCCGGAGCUGCUGCUGGGGGCUCCGUACGGGAAGGCGGUGGACAUGUGGUCGGUGGGGUGUAUUCUGGGCGAGCUGAGCGACGGUCAGCCUCUGUUUCCGGGCGAGAGUGAGAUCGACCAGCUCUUCACCAUCCAGAAGAUCCUGGGGCCCCUGCCGCCCGAACAGAUGAAGCUCUUCUACAACAACCCACGCUUUCACGGGCUACGGUUUCCCUCGGUCAGCCAUCCGCAGACUCUGAGAUAUAAAAAUGAAUUAAUUUAUCUAAACGAGCCUGACCUUCCCUUUUCUUGUCGUUCUUCUCAAGCACUCGUUCACUGGGUUUCUAUUCGCUUGCACUUCAUUAGUCUUUACCUGAGGACUGAAUCAGAUCGAGUGGUUGAGACUGUCAACCAGGAUUAUCCAUGUCAUUGUGGUUUGUAUUUUCAGAACCUGUUGUUGUUAAACCCGAAUGAGCGCUAUCUGACUGAACAGAGUCUGAACCACCACGCCUUCCAGACUCAGCGCCUGACGGAGCGACCCGGCCCGCUCACACCCACACCCGUCCGCUCCUCCAAGAGGAAACCGCUCCUGGACAACAGCGCCCCCAGCAGGGGUCAUGUGGUCAAGAGUUCAAGUCACCAUCGCUCAAACAGCCGCGACUGUUCCAGUCUGCCCCGCCACGGGAACGAAGACCUCCACCCGUCCAGCACCGAGGCAUUCCUGAAUGGGUCGGUACCGUCUGCCAACAGCCUGAGUCCGGUGAUGCACCCCAAAUCCUUUCAGCCGCUCAACCGCUCGGCGUCAUGCGGUAAAGACCUGGCCAGCCUGCAUCACGCCAAAGAGGCCAAAUCCAAAGCAGGCGAUUUUGACUUUGGCAAACCGGCGGACGGACCGGUGCCCAAAUACCUGAAAUCCAACACGCCUCGCUCCCAGAACCGCCAUUCCUUUGUGGAGGGCAAGACCAGCACUUUGGCGGGGGACCGGGAGAAACAGAGCCGCCACGGCACAUCUUUGGGCGGAAAGGGGUCGUCUUCGUACCUGAGUUUGUCCAAGAGUCACGGAGUGCUUAGCGACGCCAAAUCCGUGAGCAACCUCAGCGACAUGCGACUGCACCCAGAUGACCCCGCCGGCUCGCCGCGCUACUUCCCCAGCAGCUGCUUGGACCUCAACAUGAACCUGAACUUGCCAGCGCCGGGCAGUCCAUCCCUGCAACACGGGGAGCGUUCCGGACACAGUCCCGCAGUGGGGCGUCGCAGCAAGCUGGAACGGGAUGGAAGCAUGGCUGAGCCGUCCACCCGCCGUUCCUCAUCAAGGCAGAAGAGUGACGGAAACCCUGUCGAUCCGCUUGACCCCAUAGGGGGACUGUCUCUUUCGGCACCCCAUGAGUUCCCCUACGGCAUGGGCUACACCAGCCCGUUUUCCUCCCAGCAGAGGCCGCAUAGGCACUCCAUGUAUGUGCGGAGGGAACGGGGGCGACCCCACGGAGGUGAGGCGGGCGGAUUGGCAGUGGGGCAAGGGAUGUCCACGAGGGCCAGCAGUCUACAGCUCCUGACCCCUCAGCUACAGCAUCGGACCCUGCCGAGACACAUGGACAAUGCCGUGUCGCGGGAAGCGGGAUUAGACGACAUCAGGGUCAGUCCUCCAGACCUCUUUCACUUUCUUUAGUGAUUUGCUAGCGCAGAGCAUUGCAGCAUGCUUUAUGAUGCCUGUGAGUGUUCGUGAAGUGUGUAGAGUUGGUCCAGUGGUGGGUCUGGAUGAGGAGUGGACAGCUUUAGCUCCAGUGUUUAGCUCCAUCCCUAAUCAGUCAGACCUGAAAAAUCCAUCCAAAGUCUUCAAGUUUGCAGGUUGAAAAUUGCAGGCAGGUGUGUUUGGUCAAGGUUGGAGCUAAACUCUGCAUGACAGUAAUUCUACAGGAUUGGAGUUGCCCAUCCCGGGUCUGGGUGAAGUCUGGACGUGUGGCUUGUAAAUAUUAGGCUCCGUUCCAAACCUUAAUAAGCUGCCCCAGUGUCUAUUGUCUACAUAGGCUGCUAGCUUCUAAGGCAACAUCCUACAAAAUUUAGAAUUAAAAUAUUGGCUCCCUUUCGGUUGAUGGGAGUGAAUUUGAUUUUA
Molecule: messenger RNA, 2774 nt
Organism: Sinocyclocheilus rhinocerous
Lineage: Eukaryota; Metazoa; Chordata; Actinopteri; Cypriniformes; Cyprinidae
Product: cyclin-dependent kinase-like 5
Exons: 12
Coding region: 150-2330 (726 amino acids)
Biological process (GO): regulation of dendrite development; positive regulation of axon extension; protein phosphorylation
Cellular component (GO): dendrite cytoplasm; nucleus
Molecular function (GO): protein kinase activity; ATP binding
Source: RefSeq, a predicted model, not a curated record